This is a messenger RNA of Prunus persica (peach), 2151 nucleotides long. RefSeq names its product RNA exonuclease 4. Gene Ontology annotation, biological process: rRNA processing. The record is from RefSeq and is a predicted model, not a curated record. Bases 400 to 1464 code for a protein of 354 amino acids. Gene Ontology annotation, molecular function: nucleic acid binding; 3'-5' exonuclease activity. NCBI's taxonomy places the organism in Eukaryota, Viridiplantae, Streptophyta, Magnoliopsida, Rosales, Rosaceae. Gene Ontology annotation, cellular component: nucleus. The transcript has 7 exons.
UCUGAAAGAGAGAUGAGGGGAGAGCAGGUAGGUACCCAUGCAGGAGAGAAAUAUUCUGGUUGAAUGAAUGGUGGGCCCCAAGCUUUUGGAUCACGACGAAUGUUCUUAGUUACUGGAUGGUAAAACCAGAAUUUAGUAGUAUUAUAGGGUGGGAACAACCAGAGUUCUCCAAAAUCCAAAACAAAGGGAUAACAAUAUUAAUUGCUUUAUUUUUCUUCAAGGAAUCACGUAUCAUCAAUCUCUCUCUAGAUGCUUACACUCCCACUCAGAAGCUAUUCUCUUCCUCCUAUCGUGGACUGCUAUAAAUACCUUCCAUUCCCUCCACCUUUCCCUUCAAGUCUUGUUCAGCUUCCUUAAUUAAUUACCUUUUUGUUUGAGUAUACUAGUCUUUCAACCAUCAUGGACUACAGAGUUGAGUCUUCAGAAACUCUGAGGAACAAGUGUGCGGCAUGCUACAGACAAUUCAACAAAAUCGAGCACUUAGUGGAGCACAUGAGAACCUCAUAUCACUCAGCUCAUGAACCCACAUGUGGAAUCUGUAAGAAACAUUGCAGAUCCUUUGAAUCUCUCAGGGAACAUCUUAUAGGGCCAUUGCCAAAACAAGAAUGCAGGAAUAUAUUCAGCACCAGAGGAUGCAAAUUCUGCUUAGCUAUCCUUGACAGCCCUUAUGCUCUCAGGGUUCACCAGGACAGAUGCCAACUCUCUGGUGUAAAUGCUGGCCUACUUGGUCGCUUUGCUAAUUUGGGCAUUCGUGACAAUACUGAAAAUGGUAGCACAAGAGGCACCCAAGUUGUUGCACUUGCUUGCAAAAUGGUUGGUGGGGGCAGUGACGGCUCCCUGGAUCUCUGUGCAAAGGUCUGCCUCAUCGACGAAUACGAAAACAUCAUCUUCCAGUCUUAUGUCAAGCCACUACUUCCAGUCACAAACUAUAGGUAUGAAACAACUGGCAUUCGUCCUGAAUACUUAAGGGAUGCAAUGCCUCUGAGGCAAGUGCAAAAGAAGAUUCAAGACUUCCUCUGCAAUGGGGAACCAAUGUGGAAGAUUCGACCUAGAGGCGGAAAAGCUAGGAUUCUUGUGGGCCAUGGUUUGGAUCAUGAUCUUGACUCUUUGCAGGUGGAAUAUCCACAAGUAAUGAUCAGGGAUACUGCAAAAUACCCUCCAUUGAUGAAAACAAGCAAGCUCAGCAACUCACUCAAGUAUCUAACACAAGCAUAUCUUGGGUAUGACAUUCAAACUGGCAUUCAAGACCCUUAUGAGGAUUGUGUUGCAACAAUGAAGCUCUACAUGAGAAUGCGAUCCCAAGUUCACAAGACAGAGGCUUACCCACUAGCUUCUGACCCACAGAACAGGAACAACUUUGCAUCGUGGCGCCAAAAUGAGCUCGAGAGGAUGAACCCAGAACAAAUGCUGGAAGCCUCAAGGUCUGAUUACUAUUGUUGGUGUCUGGACUCCAGGGAUAUGUAGUGCCUGAAAGUGAAAGGAGGCUAUAUGAAAAUAAUAAGGAGAAUGGUAGAUGAUCCUACAAGCUAGUUGUUUUUACCUACGUAUAAAUAAUUAAUGUUUAGAAAUAACUUCAAGAUCGAUGGAAAUAUAUACAUGUUAUAUUAUUUCCAUUUGAUCCUAUUUAGUCACAUCUUGUUCACCAAAUUGUUGGACUAUGCGUGAAUUUAUAUAUAUAAGAGUGCUGCUAAACAAACCGUAAAAUUAACUGAGCACACCCUACUAUCAAACUAUUUAUUGAAUUACUAAUUUAUUCUAUUAUAAAAUGACCGAAAAGAAUAUAUUGAAUUGUGAAUGAAAUGUAAUGUUAAUAAGUACACCCUACCCUACUCACCAUAUUCAACCCUAAUUCAGAAAUCUAUCUCAAAUGAAAGUUAUUUCAGGCAAUUUCAUAAUUAAAAAAAAUAUAUAAAGAAGGCAAAAACACAAUACAAUAGGCAUCUUGAUUCUUCUAUCGUCAUAUAUGGCCAGCAUAUACAUAGUUCAUCAACAAAUGUAGGCAAUUCCCACAGAGUAGUAAAAGAAAAUCAUGCAAGCAGAUAAGCUCUCAAAAAUUUCAAAUCUUACAAUCAGGAGGAGAAAAUCGCACAAUGGUAUUCGCCCCUACUGCUCAGAGAACUUUUUAAGCUAUAUAUAUAUAUAGUCCCUUUA